AUGACGAGUCUAGAGGGGACCAUAGAACGGUCAAAAGAUGGAGUACCAAGCUGGAAUGGGGAAGCAUCCAGCUUUCAGAAGUAUGAAGAGGUAUGUCUCCAGUGGGAACAGGGCAUACCGUGGCACAAGCGGUACUUGUGCGGGCCAAGGUUGAUAGGUGAACUCUCCGGGACAGCCCGGAAGUUCAUAGUGGGCAAGAGGCCAGACUGGGUGUCAUACGAUGGGGGUGUGACACACCUACUUGGCCACUUGAGACAGUCCCUUGGCCGGCCCAAGAUCAGCGACAUGACUGACCACUUGAACAAGUACUUCAAGAACACACGACGCCGACGGCAAGAGUCGAUGAACGACUACAUCACCAGGAAGACAGAGGCCUACGUCCGAGCCAGACAGGCUCUGGGACGAGUGGAGGACCAGUUUGGUGGCCAGAGACAACAGAGACCACAGCAAGGUUGGUCCAGCCAGGACUGGAGCAGCCGUGCUGGGGAUUGGUCCGCGUGGCAUGAAACACUGACGGAGGAGGACGAAGGUGAAGAAUUCACCUCACCGCGGAACCAGCCUGAGGCCGCCAGAGGGUCAGAACAAGCAGAAGAAGAUGAAGAUCCUUGGGCGAGGUCUCGGUGGUGGAGCUCGAGCUAUGCCUAUGAGAACACCUAUGACCGGGGCGCUGAGAAUGAGGAUUGGCUCACUCAGAGUCGGGAAUUGCUCCCUGACUUCUUGCAGGGGUGGUACCUGCUACAGGACACGUCCUUAGACGCCAACGAGAAGAACCUGAUCCAGACAGCCAUUCGUGGCAACUAUGGGUUGGUGCGAGUGGCCCAAGAGCUCAGAAGCCAGUGGCCAGAGGAGGAGCUGAAGAAGAGAGAUCAGGGGACACGGCAGUCCCGGAUGUGGGCAGCCGAAGAUGCACUCCUAGGAGAAGAAGAAGCAGAUCCGAUGGCCUACACCUAUGAGGAGUUGGCCCAAGAGGGCAUGAACGAAGAAGGCCUCACCGUGAUGGGUGAAGCCGUGUCCGAGGCCGAGAUGGCCUGGACCGCCAUUCAGAAUGGGAAGCGAACGCUCCGGGAGGCCAGAGCAAAACAGCAUCAAGUCAAGAUGUCUCGACAAUACUACCGGACCACGACUUGGAAGCCAAGGUCAUGGGAGAAAGGUGGCAAAGGAACACACUCAGCCGGAGGCAGCAACGACAGGACAACCUGUCUCCGAUGCGGUGGAUCGCAUCGCACCGGCCAAUGCCCAGACAAGCAAGGCCCAAGAAGUGGAGAUCAGGCCAACCAGCUGGAGGAGGCACCAUUCAUCUGCUACAACGAAGCAGACUAUGGCGAGGACAAGGUCUACUACCAGGGAAGCAGCUUGAAGAGUACACAAGAGGCCAUCAACUGUGGCCUGGGAGUGAUCGAUGGAGGGGCAACCCGAACUUUGGGAUCGGUCCAUGCGAUUGAGAAGGUCAUGGGCAUCAAUGCAAAGAAGAAGGGACGCACUGGCUUGGCCGAGGUAGACACCCGUGAGACACCUACCUUUGGCUUUGGCAACUCUUCCAGAGGCACUUGUGUGUCGACCGCCCACCUGGAGGUGAGCGCCAACCAGAAGCCAGGCGUGUUGAAAGUUCACGCCCUUGACGAAGGAAGUGGACCAGUUUUGAUAUCCAUUUCGACCUUGAGGUCGCUGGGGGCUAUCAUAGACUUCGCCAACAAUGUGGCAGUCUUCCGCAACUUGGAUGACCGCAAGCUGGUGAAGCUGGAGCGCUCGGCUGCCGGACAUCAACUUCUACCUCUGACUGAGGACUUGCUUGCCCAGGCUCAGGAGUGCAAACAACGCAUUCCCAGCCUGUUAGAGUACCAGAACGCCUUGCGGGAUCUGGGAGAAGAACCUCCGGCCAAGUGGGGGCUCACAGAACUGAAGGUCCGACUGCUCGAGUUGGAGCAAGAGUUGGGAGUCAGCAGUCAGAAGCGUCAAGUCACGCCUCUGCAGCAAAUGACCCGGGCCCUCAACAAGGCGUCCACCAAGAAGGCGAAUCUGCAGCAGUUCUGCGAGGAGCUGGGCAUGAGCAAUGUGUCCAACAGCACCAUCACACAGCUGCAGAAAGGUGCCAUGGAUCGCAUCUACAUGCAGAGCAAGGCGGAUGCCAGCGACCCGGUGGGCUUCGGGACGCAUUCGGCCAUGUCAUAUGGGGAGAUUGCCCAGGGCCAAGUGGAGUACUGCCAGUGGGUUGUAGCCACGGCCCAGGAGGGGCAGUGCAGCCAUCGGCUGAGCCGCCUGGCCAACUGGCUCGAGCAGAAUCCAGACCAGAUGGGCAACCCCACGCACAGACAGGGAAACAACUACAAGGCGGAGCCGAAGGUGAAAGCGGCCCCACGAGCCGCCAGCUCCCAAGGGUCAGCUGGUUCGAACGACACGGCUGUGCUUCUGGGAGCCAUGACGAAGAUCAUGACACAGAUGGAGAACAUGCAGGAAGAGAUGGACGAGCUCCGAGGACGGGCCCACAAGAAGUCCAAGGACGAGGAGAGCGAGAUGCAGAACUCCUGGUCAGCAGUGAACGGAGAAACGAAGUAG
Cladocopium goreaui is the source of this 2553-nucleotide messenger RNA. The record is from the annotation of a GenBank genome assembly. Lineage: Eukaryota; Dinophyceae; Suessiales; Symbiodiniaceae.